Echinops telfairi (small Madagascar hedgehog) is the source of this 897-nucleotide messenger RNA. It is a transcript of the gene CXCR1, whose product is annotated as C-X-C motif chemokine receptor 1. The transcript has a single exon. Gene Ontology annotation, molecular function: C-X-C chemokine receptor activity. Gene Ontology annotation, biological process: neutrophil chemotaxis; G protein-coupled receptor signaling pathway; immune response. The record is from RefSeq and is a predicted model, not a curated record. Bases 1 to 897 code for a protein of 298 amino acids. Gene Ontology annotation, cellular component: membrane. NCBI's taxonomy places the organism in Eukaryota, Metazoa, Chordata, Mammalia, Afrosoricida, Tenrecidae.
AUGCCACCUACAGAAAUAGAUUUUAGUCCCUGUAUUACAGAAACUGAAGUGCUCAACAAUGAUGCUUUGGUCACCAUCUAUGCCCUGGUGUUCCUGCUGAGCCUGCUGGGAAAUUCUCUGGUGAUGCUGGUCAUCUUAUACAACCGGGUCAGCUCCUCUGUCACAGAUAUCUACCUGCUGAACCUGGCUAUGGCUGACCUGCUCUUUGCCCUGACACUGCCCAUUUGGGCUGCUUCCAAGAAGAACGGCUGGACUUUUGGCACACCCCUAUGCAAGGCGGCCUCACUCGUGAGGGAAGUCAACUUCUACAGUGGGAUCCUACUACUGGCCUGCAUCAGUAUGGACCGUUACCUGGUCAUUGUCCAUGCCACGCGCACACUCAUCCAGAAGCGCCACUUGGUCAAGUUCAUCUGUCUGGCCAUCUGGACAUUGUCCCUGAUUCUGUCCCUGCCCAUAGUCCUCUUCCGCAAGACUGUCCACCCAGACCAUUCCAGCCCAGACCAUUCCAGCCCAGUCUGCUAUGAGGACAUGGGUACCAAUACAUCAAACUGGAGGCUGGUGCUCCGGUUCCUGAUCCACAUCUUUGGCUUCAUGCUGCCACUGCUGGUCAUGCUGUUCUGCUACGGAUUCACCCUGCACACACUGUGUAAGGCCCACAUGGGGCAGAAGCACAGGGCCAUGAGGGUCAUCUUUGCCGUGGUCCUCAUCUUCCUGCUCUGCUGGCUUCCCUACAACCUGGCUCUACUCACAGACACUCUCAUGAGGAUUGGGGUGAUUCAAAAGACCUGUGCAUGUCGACAGGACAUUGACCAUGCCCUGGAGGUCACCGAGAUUCUGGGCUUCCUCCACAGCUGCCUCAACCCCAUCAUCUAUGUCUUCAUUGGCCAGAAGUUUUGA